Messenger RNA from Diversispora eburnea, 1806 nucleotides. The record is from the annotation of a GenBank genome assembly. NCBI's taxonomy places the organism in Eukaryota, Fungi, Glomeromycota, Glomeromycetes, Diversisporales, Diversisporaceae.
AUGACUACCAAACCCACGAAUACUAAACCCACGACUACUAAACCCACGACUACUAAACCCACGACUACCAAAUCCACGACUACCAAAUCCACGACUACCAAAUCCACGACUACCAAAUCCACGACUAAUGCUAAAACAUCAUCUACUACCUCUAAAACUUCUCUUCUUCCUACAGAAGGUAAUGGUCAAAUUAAUAAUUUAUUCAAACCUUUUGUGCCAUUACCGAUUACUCCACAACCUGUUACUCGCUACUAUGAACUUCGGUUGGUAAAGACAACUUUAUCGCCUGAUGGCUUUAGUCGAACUGUCUUGACAGUUAAUGGUCAAUUCCCUGCUCCAAUAUUGAGAGCUAAUGAAGGGGAUAGAAUUAUUGUGAAGGUUAUCAAUGCUUUAGGAAGACCAUCAGGAAUUCAUUGGCAUGGAUUAUUUCAAAAUGGAACAACUUGGUAUGAUGGAGCAACCGGAAUUAGUCAAUGCCCAAUACCUGACGGAUCUUCUUUUGUCUACAAUUUUACCGUAAACCAAUCUGGAACAUAUUGGUAUCAUGCUCAUUAUGUUGUUCAAUAUGUAGAUGGAUUAUUUGGACCACUCAUAAUUCAUGAUCCAAAAGAUCCUUAUAAAAAUGAAUAUGAUUUUGAAUAUGUGGUAACCAUGAAUGAUUGGCAUCAUUUAACUACCGAUAUAUUGUUGGCAGUGAAAAAAGAACCAGGAUAUAAAGGACAAACCCCAGUUCCAGAUGCAGCAUUAAUUUCUGGUUUGGGAAGAUACAAUUGUACGGCGGCACCUCAAGGAUCAAUAUGCAUACCAAAUGCACCAUUGGCUACUUAUAGUGUACAAAAAGGAAAGAAAUAUAGAUUUCGACUAAUCAACACUAGUUCAAAUGCUUUCUUCAUAUUCUCUAUUGAUAAUCAUCCACUUAAAAUCAUUGAAGUAGAAGGAACACCAAUUCAACCUGUUACCGUAAAUCUCCUUCCGAUCAAUAUUGCACAACGUUAUUCAGUAAUAGUUGAAGCAAAUAAACCAAUUGGAAAUUAUUUCAUUCGAGCAACACUUGCCAAAGAAUGUAUGGAUACUAAUCCAUUCACCUUUAAUGUUAACUCAUCUAUUAAUUAUAAUGCCACUGGAAUAUUAAAAUAUCAAGGAUCUGAUAAUAGUUCACCAAACACCCAACCAUUCAAAGAUAUUAUUGAUCCGCAAUGUUUGGAUAUUGAUGCUAAAUUAUUAAAACCAUUAAAAAUAUCUCCAGCACCCAUCGGAGUUACUGACACAUUCGUAAUGGUAGCUACUUUAUUUUCUACUGCGGAAAGAGUUACCUUUGGAGCAAUUGAUGAUUCUAGUUUUAAACCUAAUUUCAAAAGUCCGACAGCUAUAUAUUUGACAGAUGGUAAUGAUAUAGGUGAAUUACCUGCUAAUCAGAAUAUUUAUUCAUAUGAUCAUAAAAAUGGUGUGGUGCAAAUUGAACUGAUUAAUGAUAGUACUUUUCAUCAUCCUUUCCAUUUGCAUGGACACAACUUUUAUCUAAUUGGUACGGGUCAAGGAAGUACCGUUGAUCCUAAUUUAUACGAUUUUGAAACACCACCAAUAAGAGACACUGUUACUGUUCCUAAAUUUGGAUGGGUAGUUAUACGAUUUGUCGCUGACAAUCCUGGAGUUUGGGGAUUCCAUUGUCAUAUUGAAUGGCAUUUAGAAAUGGGCAUGUUAGCUCAACUUGUUGAACUUCCAUCAAUAUUACGUUUACAAAAGGUUCCCGCUGCAGUCAAGAAUUUAUGUUCUCAAUAUAAUUCUUCCAACUCGACAAAUUUUUAA